Molecule: messenger RNA, 2009 nt
Organism: Pistacia vera
Lineage: Eukaryota; Viridiplantae; Streptophyta; Magnoliopsida; Sapindales; Anacardiaceae
Product: probable sphingolipid transporter spinster homolog 2
Exons: 16
Coding region: 159-1745 (528 amino acids)
Biological process (GO): transmembrane transport
Cellular component (GO): membrane
Molecular function (GO): transmembrane transporter activity
Source: RefSeq, a predicted model, not a curated record
AAAAGCACUUUUACCAGCAGCUGAAAGUGACAACAAAAAGCUGCUGAGGGUAGUUAAGACUUGGAGAAUUCACUACGUCAACUACCAUUCAAAACAACCAAACCAAAGAACAAAGAAGCGGUAGUAGUGCUUAAAUAUAUUACCUCUUAAUCCUUUGUAUGGCAAAAGAAGAAGCAAAAACUGCUUCUUUAGACGCACCAAACCCAUCUGUGGUGGACAUAGAGAUGGCCAGAAACUCAGUGUCAUUGGCUCCUCCAAAGCCGUCGUGGUUCACUCCAAAGAGGCUACUGGCUAUUUUCUGUGUGAUCAACAUGUUGAAUUAUGUGGAUCGAGGAGCAAUUGCAAGCAAUGGUGUGAAUGGGAGCCGCAGAACUUGCACAGAUGGCACAUGCACAUCUGGUAGCGGAAUACAGGGGGAGUUUAACUUAAACAAUUUUGAAGACGGUGUUCUAUCGUCCGCUUUCAUGGUUGGAUUGCUAGUGGCUUCCCCAAUAUUUGCAUCAUUGGCAAAGAGUCUUAAUCCAUUUAGGCUUAUUGGAGUUGGAUUGUCAGUUUGGACCGUGGCUGUAAUAGGUUGUGGUUUUUCAAGGGAUUUCUGGUCCAUUACAAUCUGCCGCAUGCUAGUUGGUGUAGGGGAGGCUUCAUUUAUUAGUCUUGCAGCUCCAUUUAUUGAUGAUAAUGCUCCAGUUUCCCAGAAAACAGCAUGGCUUGGAAUAUUUUACAUGUGUAUACCAACUGGCUAUGCAAUCGGCUAUGUUUAUGGUGGCUUGGUGGGAGACCAUUUUAGUUGGCGUUAUGCAUUCUUCGGGGAGGCAAUACUGAUGUUUCCAUUUGUUGUUCUAGGUUUUGUUAUGAAGCCUUUGCAGUUGAAAGGUUUUGCUCACACAGAAUCAAAGAAAGCACUGACAGAUAUAGAGACAGCUCUUCCUGAAAGCCAAGAUGUAGAGGUUACUACUGCUAAAAGUCACACGUCCCUAAAGGAAGAUGUUGAUAACAAAAACUCAAACAAAUCUUCCAAGUCAAAAGAUAGUAAUAUCAUUAAAGAUCUGAAAGUUCUUUUGGUUGAUAAGGUGUAUGUCAUCAAUGUUCUAGGUUAUAUAGCAUACACUUUUGUCAUAGGCGCUUACUCGUAUUGGGGACCAAAGGCUGGUCGUAGCAUUUACAACAUGAGUGAUGCAGAUAUGAUCUUUGGUGGAAUUACUGUUGUCUGUGGCAUAUUGGGCACAAUAGCAGGAGGUUAUAUUCUGGAUUAUAUGAAUUCGACAAUCUCUAAUGCUUUUAAGCUUCUCUCAGCGACAACAUUUGUUGGGGCAAUAUUUUGCUUUGGUGCCUUUUGUAAUAAGAACUUGUAUGCUUUCCUUGCUCUUUUCUCCAUUGGUGAACUAUUGGUCUUCGCCAUUCAGGGUCCUGUAAAUUACAUAAGUCUCCAUUGUGUUAAACCAAGUUUGAGACCGCUAUCUAUGGCUGUCUCUACUGUUUCGAUUCACAUCUUUGGAGAUGUUCCUUCCUCGCCACUUGUUGGGGUUCUUCAGGACCGUGUUAACAAUUGGAGGGAGACUGCUCUUAUUCUGACCGCCAUAUUAUUUCCAGCAGCAGUGAUAUGGUUUAUAGGAAUAUUUCUGCACAGCGUGGAUAGAUUUAAUGAAGAAAGUGAGCAUCAAGUGAGUAGGACAGAAAGGUCAAACACAACACCGUUGCUUGAAGAAAGAAAACCAGAAACAGAAACUUCUGCACAACCACAGUAAGGUUUUUACAGCGUUUUUGGAAUUAUAGAUUAGAUGAAUUCAUUUUUUUGUGUAAAUAAUGUCUCUAGUUUGAGCAGAAUGCGUUUAUAUUUUCACAGUUCAGAAAAAGAAACAAUGUGAGACAAAAAAUUUCCCACCUUUUGCUAUUCAUGAAAUAGUAAAUACAAAAUUAUCUGCUUGGUUCAGUCAUCUCCAUUCUGCCUCUAUAUAUCAGUCGUCCUGUGAAUGUUAACAAGGCUGAAAGCAACUUCAACACUCUGUUUA